UUUGCGCAGAGGAGGAAUCGAAGUGAGAAGCAGGCAUGGAUCUUCUCUGCGACGCGUAUGGCAAUGCGUCUGAUGAUGACCAAGAUCAACCGAAACGUCAGAAGCUUGCGCCUUCUUCCUCCAACCCGCCAAAACCCUAUCUUCCUCCUCCUAUCGACCACUGCUCGCAGCUCCAAACGGAAUCUUCGCUUCCUGGCAGAUAUAUUUCCAAGCGACAAAGGGCACUUUUAGCCGUUGAUCCCACUGUUCCCGACCCACCUCUGGUCUCGCCUUCUGUAACAUUAUCUGGAAGCAUCUUGGAUAACGAUAUACCUCCUAGCAUCUUAUCAUUGUUGAGAAAUAAAGCUAGAAGUUGUCAAAAUCUUAACCUGAUACCUGAAAGGCUAUCUGUGACUCUGUCUGGCCAUACAAAAGCUGUCAAUGCUAUACAAUGGUCUCCCCCUUAUGCUCAUCUCCUUGCAUCUGCCGGGAUGGACCAUUUGGUUUGCAUUUGGAAUGUGUGGAAUAGAGAUCAAAAGAAAGCACGUGUAAUAAACUUCCACAACGCAGCAGUGAAAGAUGUGAAAUGGUCUCAGCAAGGGCACUCUCUGCUUUCUUGUGGAUAUGAUUGCAAAUCAAGGCUGAUUGAUGUCGAAAAGGGGUUAGAGACUCAGGUGUUCAGUGAAGAUCAAAUUGUCGGAGUUGUAAAGUUUCAUCCAGAAAACUCAAACCUCUUUCUUUCUGGCGGUUCAAAGGGCCAUAUUAGAUUGUGGGAUAUCAGGACUGGUAAAGUAGUCCAUAGCUUUAAUCGCAACUUAGGUCCAAUUUUGGAUGUUGAGUUUACAAUCAAUGGGAAGCAGUUCAUUUCUUCCAGUGAUGUAUCUGGGAGUAAUGUCAGUGAGAACUCCAUUACUGUUUGGGAUGUGUCCAGACAGGUUCCGUUAUCUAAUCAGGUUUAUGUUGAAGCUUAUACCUGUCCAUGUGUGAGGCGCCAUCCAUUUGAGUCUACUUUUGUUGCCCAGUCAAAUGGGAAUUACAUUGCAAUUUUUGCAACAAACCCCCCUUUCAGGCUAAACAAGUACAAGAGGUAUGAAAGCCACGGGGUCUCCGGGUUCCCCAUAAAGUGCAAUUUCAGUUUGGAUGGGAAGAGGCUUGCUUCUGGUUCUUCAGAUGGUUUUAUUUAUCUUUACGAUUAUCAGUCAUCUAACGUUGUAAAGAAAAUCAAGACCUCUGACCAAGCAUGCAUAGAUGUCGUUUUCCAUCCUGUUAUACCUAACGCUAUUGCUUCAUGCUCCUGGGAUGGAAGCAUUUCAAUAUUUGAAUAGAGCUGCAAACUAU
Neltuma alba is the source of this 1317-nucleotide messenger RNA. Its product is annotated as WD repeat-containing protein 25-like. Lineage: Eukaryota; Viridiplantae; Streptophyta; Magnoliopsida; Fabales; Fabaceae. Bases 36 to 1304 code for a protein of 422 amino acids. The record is from RefSeq and is a predicted model, not a curated record. Gene Ontology annotation, molecular function: protein binding. The transcript is spliced from 4 exons.